Molecule: messenger RNA, 824 nt
Organism: Eurytemora carolleeae
Lineage: Eukaryota; Metazoa; Arthropoda; Copepoda; Calanoida; Temoridae
Exons: 2
Coding region: 16-672 (218 amino acids)
Molecular function (GO): signaling receptor activity
Source: RefSeq, a predicted model, not a curated record
AGUAUAAAUAUCUGCAUGGAGUCCCUUUCACUUCAGUCUGGUGGUUUACCAAUUAACAACAACAUGACUUCUCUAAUCAUUCCUUUCUUCUUUCUUUUAAUAGGAUUUCUUCAUGGCCAGGAGAAGGCUGCUUGGGUUGACAUCUGUGCUAAUGGGUUCAAUGUUCCUAAUGAGUGUUGCCAUAAAAACUUAGACGCAAAAACUGAUGAAGGUAUGGAGGGUCAUGAAUACUAUAUAGACAUCACUACUCCUAGAGAUUACUUUGAUCAGCAUAUUCAUUGUUUAUCCUAUACCUUCUCAGACCCCACCCAUGGAUAUCAGCUAGCAACCUUUGAAACCAGGAAGGAGAACUAUUGUGUAGCAAAGUAUAUCAACAUGAUGUAUCCUAGUUCCAACCUCAACUUCUAUAUUGGACUUCAAGCAGAUACUUCAGAUUAUCUAAAAAAUGCAUUUUUCUGGGAUGAUCCAAUGACAGGUCAUGUUGGUGCAUUAGUUCCGGCAGAUCCUGAUGCUAAUGUUCCAACCUUUACUAACUGGGCUAAUAAUGCUCCUAAUAGACUGGAUUGUGUAAGAAUGAGUACUGGACCAUCAACUGCAACUAAUGGACUCUGGAAUGAUGUAGCAUGCAAUACUAGGUUUUUCUCCAUUUGUGAGCGCUAUGUAAAGAAGUAAAUGUGUAAAGGUUCCAUAACCAAUAUGUAUAUUUGCUUAAAUGAUUCAAUGUCACACCCUAAUUUUGGUAUUUGUUCUUGUAAACUAAUAUGGGCAUUGUACUUAAAUGUCAUGUUUCAAUUUUCAAUUUCAAUAAAUCUGAUAAAAGCAUC